Geodia barretti is the source of this 969-nucleotide messenger RNA. The record is from the annotation of a GenBank genome assembly. Lineage: Eukaryota; Metazoa; Porifera; Demospongiae; Tetractinellida; Geodiidae.
AUGAUGACCACCUAUAUCGUGAGGAGGCUGCUCCUCUUCAUUCCCACCAUUCUCAUAGUGACCAUCAUCAUCUUCCUGUUGAUGUGGAUCGUGCCUGGCGACACGGCCAUGCUGAUCCUCACCGGAAACGAUCCCAACGAGGGCGGCAGGGUCAAUCUGGAGGACAUCGAACGGCUGCGGGCCAAGCUGGGCCUGGACCGGCCCGUCCACAUCCAGUACGCCGACUGGAUUUGGGACAUGGUUCGCGGGGAUCUGGGCGAGUCCCUUUGGUACCAGACACCGGUGAUCGACGAACUGGGAGGACGGUUCCUCACCACCAUGCAACUGGCGGUGAUGGGCAUCUUGAUGGCCUUCGUGGUUGCGGUUCCCCUGGGCAUCAUAUCCGCCGUGAAACAGGACACCAAGCUCGAUUACAUCAGCCGGCUUUUCGCCUUGCUGGGCAUCGCCAUGCCCACCUUCCUCAUCGCCAUCGUCGUCACCUAUAUUCUGGCAUACGUCUUUGACUGGCUGCCUCCACUGGACUACGCCGAUUUGUGGGAGCAGCCGUUAACGAACCUGCAGCAGAUGAUAUUCCCGUCCCUGGCCAUCGCCUUCCACGACCUGGCGUUCACCGCACGGGUCACCCGCUCCUCCAUGCUUGAAACGAUGCGGGACGACUACGUGCGCACCGCCCGGUCCAAGGGCCUGACCGAAGUGAGCGUCAUCGGGAGGCACGCGCUGAAGAACGCCCUGCUGCCCAUCAUCACGGUUUCGGGAUAUCAGUUCGGCCGGUUGCUCGGCGGUGUGGUGAUCGUCGAAGUCAUCUUCCUCGUCCCCGGCAUCGGAUCAAUGCUGAUCGACGCCAUCAUCCAUCGUGAUUUCGUGGUGAUCCAGGCGGUGGUGGUGCUGGUGGCGGCGGUGGUCAUGUUCCUGAACCUGGUCAUCGACAUCGUUUACGGAGUGCUCGACCCGCGGAUCCGCUAUCAAUAG